ACAUUUAUCUCUCAUCCUAAAUUCAUAUAUACAGUAGCUGGCAACUUUUCCGCAAUUCCACCUGGUGCCAUCUGAAGAAAACCCAAUCCAGUCAUCGCACAUUGGGGUCCUACGGUCUACCACAUUCCUCAUUCGACGAAUAUUUACUAAGGAUGUAUCAAGCACUGGCACUGAGAUUUAAUCGCUCUGAUCUUUUUUGCUCAUAUUGCUUACAAUAUUUCUGGGAACUCAUGACUUUUUCAUAUGCAAUCAAUUUUUAAAAUAUCAGUGAAAAACACUACAUAUGUGAUAGAGGACCGGAAUUGCCAGGUAGAGAUGGGAGAUGGUAGCUGCUUUGGGUUAGUCAGUGUCUCCUCCUUUUCCAUUGACUUGGACAAAUGUUUACAUCGGAGAUGAUCUGAUUCUGGCCCCGACAAGCGCGGGCACCCGUUGCGGAGGGCCGCCGGGAUUGCCCCCUGGGCAGUGCAGCCCGGAGGAUGCAGACACUGGCCCGGCGGGAGGAGAACGUGCGGCCCUGGGAGGCCGCAGAUCGCCGGUCUCCCCGCCGACACCUCGCCUCGGAGGAGAGGAGGCCGCGCCCGGCCUGGCUGGAAGCACCUGCGGCCGCGCGGGGGCGGGAGCCAGGUGGCCUCGGCGCGCCAGCCUCACCCGGGCACCGAGCAGGAAGUGGCUGCGGCGCUGCCCGGGCGCGGCCUCCUCGCAGUGCAACCGGGCAGGGAGGCGGCCGCAGCGCGAGCCGGAGUCUGAGCGCCGGGAGCGAGACCUCAUGGCAGCGUUGGCGCCCGCGGGCCCCGGGGACGCCGCCUCGGCCGCCCUGGACGAGCUGUCACUGAAUUUCACGUACGGGGCGCCAGGCGCCGGCAACGGCUCCCUCUCGGGCGCCUGGUACCGCAGGAACCAGAUUCACCUUUUUGGAGUUUUGCUGGCCAUUUUAGGAAACUUGCUGAUCAGCAUUUCUCUAAAUAUUCAGAAAUAUUCUCACCUUCAGCUGGCACAACAGGAGCACCCAAGGCCAUACUUCAAGAGUGUGCUAUGGUGGGGUGGUGUCCUGCUGAUGGCCGUGGGAGAGACGGGGAACUUCGCAGCCUAUGGAUUUGCUCCCAUUACUCUGAUCGCUCCGUUAGGCUGUGUGUCUGUUACAGGUAGUGCCAUUAUUUCUGUUACAUUUCUGAAAGACAAUUUGAGAGCCUCAGAUUUACUAGGUAUGACACUGGCAUUUGCAGGAACAUAUUUACUGGUGAACUUUGCUCCAAAUAUAACUCAGGCAAUCUCAGCAAGAACAGUGCAGUAUUACUUCAUCGGAUGGCAGUUCCUGAUCUAUGUGAUUUUAGAAAUAUUAAUUUUCUGCAUUCUCCUAUAUUUCUACAAAAGAAAAGGAAUGAAGCACAUGGUGAUUCUGCUAACCCUGGUGGCACUUCUAGCCUCAUUGACUGUUAUUUCAGUAAAGGCCGUCUCAGGCAUGAUCACUUUUUCUAUGAUGGAUAAAAUGCAACUAACUUAUCCCAUUUUCUAUAUCAUGUUUAUCAUCAUGAUAGCAUCUUGUGUUUUCCAAGUCAAGUUCCUCAAUCAAGCCACAAAACUCUACAAUACGACAAGAGUGGUGCCAGUUAAUCAUAUUUUCUUUACAAUCAGUGCCAUCAUUGCAGGUAUCAUAUUUUAUCAGGAAUUCCUUGGUGCUGCUUUUCUCACUGUAUUUAUAUAUCUUUUUGGGUGUUUUCUGUCAUUCCUUGGUGUAUUUUUGGUCACAAGAAAUCGAGAAAAGGAACAUCUGCAACAGUCUUAUAUUGAUUUUGGAAAUAUUCCUGGGAAACAAAUGUUGGACAAAAUACAACCAGAUUCAAAUAGCUUAUCCUAUGGAACUUUGCCUGAUGGAAGUGACUCAACGAACAGCCAAAGUGGAGAGAAGAAAGAGGUCUAAAAUGCUGAGAGGGAUGACUGUUGGCCUGUUAUUCGAUACCACCUUUUUAAAAAAUUGCACAUGUUCAAUUUGUGUCAGCAGCUCUUUUAUAAGCUGACAUGUGCUAGCGUUCAUUUCAGUCCUUUCCCCCACCUCAGCGCCUAUGGACAAUCAGGGGCUUCCUAAGCUCUGACAGUCUAAUAUUUCCAUGGAAUGUGAUUUGAAGUGUUCCCCACACCCUGGACCUCUCCCUAGUGAUUAUCUAGCCAGCUACACCUUAAUCAGAGCCCACCUGCUCUAGCAGGAAUGUUGCACAGAAAUGUACAUUUGCGGUUUGGCCAUAGGUCGCAUAGGUGGCUUCUCCCACGGGUAGUGUCAGUUGCUUCACUUUAAAAAGACACUUCAGCCCCGUAGCCUGACUCCCAAAAUAAAGGUUUGAGAGUGCUCAUUUUUUUCAAGCCACCUUUUAUAAACCUCCCUAUAAAAAUCUUACCUUUCAAGUCCUAAAUUAGAAUUGCAAGUCAUCUUUUCUGAAAACUAAUGCUAUCAAAGUCCUCCUUGGAAAAUUAAGGGUCUCUUUAAAAUUAGAAUUUAUAAAUGGCAUUCAGUGAUGGUGUAUACCAAAAUUAAAAGACCUUGACUGGUGGGCUUUUUAAAUGUAAGAAAGAGGAAGUUUAAGAAGUAGGACUCUGCUUGUUUCGGUAGCCCAUGUACUAAAAUAGGAACAAUGCAGAGAAGAUUAGCACAGCCCCCGCGCAAGGCUGACACAUAAAUUCAUGAAGCAUUAGAGACAAAAAGUAGGACCAAUGUUUCUUUAUUUUGUAAUAAAAAUAUAGAAUGGU
Molecule: messenger RNA, 2739 nt
Organism: Chlorocebus sabaeus (green monkey)
Lineage: Eukaryota; Metazoa; Chordata; Mammalia; Primates; Cercopithecidae
Gene: NIPAL2
Product: NIPA like domain containing 2
Biological process (GO): magnesium ion transport
Cellular component (GO): membrane
Molecular function (GO): magnesium ion transmembrane transporter activity
Source: RefSeq, a predicted model, not a curated record